CCUCCCUCCUCAGCCUGUGGAGGAGCCGUUAGAAAAUGGCCGCUGCGCCGAGCGGAGAGGAGAGACUGGAAGAAAAGUCAGAAGAUCAGGAUCUCCAAAAAGAUAAGCCGCCAAAACUAAGGAAAGUAAAAAAGGAUCCAAAGGAUGAUGAGGAGAAGCUUGAACAACCGCAUCCUUCAGCACAGCAAUCGGAAGACCCUGCAGGGACUGCGGAAGCAGAGGACAGUGCUGAUGAAUCCCUAACUGGCCCAGAAGCCUCUGCCUCUCCCAAGCAGAGGCGGUCUGUGAUUAGAGACAGAGGGCCAAUGUAUGACGAUCCAACUCUUCCGGAGGGCUGGACAAGGAAACUCAAACAAAGGAAAUCUGGCCGUUCAGCUGGGAAAUAUGACGUAUAUUUGAUCAAUCCAAAAGGGAAAGCUUUUCGUUCCAAAGUUGAACUUAUAGCAUACUUCCAAAAGGUCGGUGAUACAUCCCUUGAUCCAAAUGAUUUUGACUUUACAGUAACUGGGAGAGGGAGUCCAUCUCGAAGGGAACAGAAACAGCCGAAAAAACCCAAAGCUUCAAAACCUGCUGGUACAGGCAGAGGGAGAGGAAGACCCAAAGGGAGUGUCAAAUCAAAGAUAGCUGUAAAGUCCGAGGGUGUUCAGGUGAAACGGGUCAUAGAAGAGAGUCCUGGAAAACUGCUAGUCAAAAUGCCUUUCUCAGAAACUAAAGAGUCUGACGCAACCACUUCAGAACAGGUCUUGGUAAUCAAAAGGCCUGGACGUAAACGAAAAUCCGAGAUUGACCCACCGUCCGCCCCAAAAAAACGGGGACGCAAACCAGGCAGUGCCAGUGCUGCUGCUGCUGCAGCAGCAGCAGCAGCUGCUGCAGCAGCCGAAGCAGCAAGGAAAAAAGCAAUUAAAGAGUCUUCCAUCAAGCCUCUCCUAGAGACCGUAUUACCAAUAAAGAAACGUAAGACCCGGGAGACUGUAGAUGUUAAAGACACCGUGAUACCAGAGUAUGCUUCCUCUGUCUUAGACAAAAGCAGUAAAGGACAGAAACCUGCAAGAAGUCCAGAGAGCAAAAGCAAAGAGAGUAGUCCAAAAGGUAGAACUACCUUCCCAAAAAAAGAGCAGCAGCAUCAUCACCACCACCACCACCAUCACCACUCCGAAACUAAGGAACCCACAACCAACCCUGAGCCAGAGACUUCAAAGGACAGUGUAAACCCCCAGGAGCCGCAGGACUUAAGUGUCAAAGUUUGCAAAGAUGAGAAUCUGCCAGAAAGUGACGGAUGCGCCCAGGAGCCACCUAAAACACAGUCCAUUGACAAGUGCAAAAACCGAGGGGAAAGUGAGAGAAAAGACAUUGUUUCUUCGGCUGUACCGAGGCCGACCAGGGAGGAUCCUGUAGACACCAGAACGCCGGUGACUGAGAGAGUUAGCUGACUUUACGAAGAUUUUAAAAAACAAACAAAAAAAACGUUAAUAAUAAAGGCAGCUGUUGUCUCUUCUCCUUGUGGGCAGGGCUCUGACAAAGCUUCCCUAUACAUGAAGUAAAGAAAAGUCUAUUUUUUUCUCCACCUGUAGCUAGGAGUUUCGUAGCUUUGGGGUGGGAGUGAAUGUCGAAUGUGGAUCUUUUUAAUAACAACGAGCACAGUCAGUCAGGGGUGAAGACUUCUAACAGAGCCAGAAGCAGCUUUGCACUUUUUUUAUACUCAAUAGGCUCCUUUCAACAUGGCUUACUCUGCAUCAUACUACUGACCAAGGUGGGCUGUUUUCUCAACUUUUUAGGUAUGCCAACUAUAGCUUUGUUCCUGUCUGCAAAUUAAAACCCAGUGCCAUCACACAUGGGUCUUACACCACACCAAAACGGCAUAAUAUAUUUGAUAUAUAAAUUGCCUAUGAUAAAAUCAUAGUCGAUUUCACCCAGAUUAUAGUUUUGCCAAAUGAUUAUGUCCCAUGGACUGAGCCAGAGUUAAAGAGGGAGAAAAACAAAACAGCCUUUCUUAAUUUCCUGAGAUAUCUCAUCUAAUGGCUAAAGAAACAGCCCAUUGCCUUGAGUUUUCUUUUGAGAUUUUGCCCAGUCUUCUUAUUUACUCCACUUAGUUCACUAUGACACAUAGUGUAUUACCUCAAAGGCUAAUGUAUAUAUUUUGUUAUUUUUCUGACAGUUAGGUACGCACAUAGUCAUACUGAACUAAACGGGAUGGGGUCAUUUUAAAAAUAAUGAAUUGGAUUUUUCAAAGUAUUGAAACCAGUGUAGAAAGAUUGAAAUAUAUAUAAAUCUAUAUUUAAUUGUAUCCUAAUUGCUCAGAUUGUUUUUCAAGAACAGAGUAAUCAAUUUAAAAUUAUGAAUGUUAGUGCAAUAACGUACGUUACAUAGAAACGUAAAUGACAAACCAUUAAAGUAGAUUGGGUACUUUUGGUACUGCCAGAGUAGAUACAUAUGGUUUUCAAGCAUUUCAAGAGUCGCUAUAAGGGAAAUCAGUUUCAACAGUUCUUCCGGUUUAAUUUAUCUCAAGUAGGUUUACUUUUUUUUGGUUUUGUUUUUUAAUUAAUCAUUGUUGUAUUGGUUUUUUUUAUUUUAUUAUUUUGCAAAUAUUUUUUAUUAUAUAUAAACACACCUGAAAAUAUAAUUUUGGAAUACUGUAAUUAAAAUCAUGGAAGGAUCCAAAUGUAUUCAUUGACAGCACUGUGUUUAAACGCAAACAGUCAAAGGAAGCUGCAAAUCUCUUAAAGAGUUCUAGUGCAUUUUUUUUUCUUUUGCAGUUUCAUAAGGACUUCCACUUAGGAGUUAGUUUUUGUUUUGUUUUAGUAUAGGAACCAUAUUGCGCUCCCAAGUACCCAAGAACAAACCAUAGCACUUGCUUUAUAUGAGAUCUAAAUUCAAGAAAGCUGUUCUACAGUAAUAUGUGUGGGCCCCUUGCCCUUAUUAACUGAGUGAAUGUGAGAUUUGUGCUAGCUCUUGUCAUGUGAAGGCCUUUCUAAAGUGUUUUUGUUUUGGGUUUGUGUUUUUGAUUGUUUUGUUUUUUGUUUUUUUCCCUUGAAUCAAGAUACUUGUUAGUGAAGACGGUGUGAGUUUGCAUGUGUUUUACACUUCAAUCAAAGGCGUGCAGAACUCCUAGUAACAGUUACCUUCAAAUAUAUACAUAUAACUAUAUGUAUAUGCACACAUAUUUUGCGUUUCAGAUUAUAUAUGUAUAGUACAACAUUUAGCUAUAAAUAUAAACAGGUAUAUAAUGUUUAUCAUGUUUUCUUCAUGCUCAUUCCAAAGCAUAUUUAAAAUAUAA
Pelobates fuscus (common spadefoot toad) is the source of this 3274-nucleotide messenger RNA. It is a transcript of the gene MECP2, whose product is annotated as methyl-CpG binding protein 2. Lineage: Eukaryota; Metazoa; Chordata; Amphibia; Anura; Pelobatidae. The coding region runs from base 36 to 1430 and encodes 464 amino acids. The transcript has 3 exons. Gene Ontology annotation, cellular component: nucleus; heterochromatin. Gene Ontology annotation, molecular function: methyl-CpG binding; double-stranded methylated DNA binding; chromatin binding. Gene Ontology annotation, biological process: negative regulation of transcription by RNA polymerase II. The record is from RefSeq and is a predicted model, not a curated record.